This is a messenger RNA of Laccaria bicolor S238N-H82, 561 nucleotides long. RefSeq names its product putative mitochondrial 54S ribosomal protein MNP1. The coding region runs from base 1 to 561 and encodes 186 amino acids. Gene Ontology annotation, cellular component: ribosome. The record is from RefSeq and is a predicted model, not a curated record. Gene Ontology annotation, biological process: translation. The transcript has 6 exons. Lineage: Eukaryota; Fungi; Basidiomycota; Agaricomycetes; Agaricales; Hydnangiaceae. Gene Ontology annotation, molecular function: structural constituent of ribosome.
AUGGCAAGUCGCUGCGCUGGUGCCUUCCGUUCCUUCUCGCGCCAAACUGCUACUCCCCGAUGCUUGAGGGGAGCUAACAGUGCAAGAUGGCUGGCCACCGCGACCGAACCAACGUCAAAGUCGACACCUCCACCUCAUUCUGUAAACGCUACAUCAAAACCUGCCAUUUCCCGUAUUGUGGAUGACAUCUCUAGUCUCACCCUGUUGCAGGCAGUAGACCUUGUCACGGAGUUGAAGACACGACUAAAUAUUCAGGAGAUUGCUAUGCCAGCUGCAGGCGUUGCUGCCCCGCAAGCUGCCGCACCUGCCGCUGACGAACCUGCAGUUGAGAAACCCAAAGAAAAAACCGUGUUCAAUGUCAGGUUGGAAUCGUUUGAUGCUGGAUCUAAGCCGAAGGUCAUCAGGGAAGUCAAAGCUUUGGUGCCAAACUUGACGUUAAUAGACGCCAAGAAAUUCGUCGAAUCGCUACCAAAAGUCCUUAAGGAAAACCUCUCAAAGGACGACGCUGAGAAAUUACAGAAAACCUUCGAGGCCAUUGGUGCGAUCGUCAAACUAGACUAG